This is a messenger RNA of Dreissena polymorpha, 1163 nucleotides long. Its product is annotated as transmembrane protein 115-like. NCBI's taxonomy places the organism in Eukaryota, Metazoa, Mollusca, Bivalvia, Myida, Dreissenidae. Gene Ontology annotation, biological process: retrograde vesicle-mediated transport, Golgi to endoplasmic reticulum. The transcript is spliced from 4 exons. Bases 29 to 1078 code for a protein of 349 amino acids. The record is from RefSeq and is a predicted model, not a curated record. Gene Ontology annotation, cellular component: membrane; Golgi apparatus.
UGACCUACAGCUUGUCAUAAUAUUCAACAUGGCAGCUUCCAUGAUUCAGAGGAAUAUUCCUGUGUUUAAACAGAAUAUGUCGGCUGCUUUCGGCAAUAGCAGCCUCGUGGUCAAGACCGUCGCAGUCUUAGUGUUUUUCGGUUAUUUCCUGUCGUUCAUUCCUAAGGGAACGCCAUACAUAACCGUCACACCAGGCUAUGUGCUGCCACCUAACUUCUGGGUUUGGACCUACUUGACACAUAGUUUCGUCGAAUUCCAUAUCUGGGACGUCUUAGCGGACGUCUUGGUGGUUAUCUUGUGCGGAAAACUUCUUGAACCACUCUGGGGCGCCAUGGACAUGUUGCUAUUCUUUGUAAUCACAAAUCUAUUAGUUGCCAUAACAACAUCUUUUACAUACCUGUUUAUUUACUUUGCUACGAAAAACGAAGAUUAUCUAUUUGAGACAUACAUCCAUGGACUAGCUGGCUACAUUGCUGGAUUUUCAGUUGCAGUUAAGCAAGUCAUGCCAGAUCACGUGCUUGUCACUUCGCCUUUUGGUAAACUGAGAAAUACUCACAUUCCAUUGAUACUCGUUUCUGUGGUGAUAACCUUGAGACUGCUUGGGGCCUUGGAUGGACCUUAUCCCAUCAUGUUCACAUGGGGAGUGCUUAUCAGCUGGAUUUACCUUAGAUUUUACCAGAAACAUUCCAAUGGGAACAGAGGAGAUAUGGCGGAUAACUUCAGCUUUGCAAGUUUCUUUCCCAGCAAAUUUCAGCCAGUGGUGAACAUAUUGGCAAACACAGUGUUUUCAUUCUUUGUUAAGGUAAAAAUCUGCAAGAAGCCCCAGCGCCGGUAUGAUGUUAGCUCUCCAACCACUAUCACAAUCACAUUGCCUGGAACCGACCCACAAGACGCAGAGAGAAGAAAAAAUCUGGCCCUCAAAGCACUGAACGAGAGACUCAAUAAAACUGCUGAGUCAUCCAACACCAGCUGGCCAAGCCUGGAUGAUGAAGAAGUUACCUCUCCUGUGGAAUCUUCUCCAAAGGGAGACAAUUCAGCUAUAACGACAAAGCAGGAAGUCUCCAAAACUGAAACAUAAAAGAAAGUACAGACAAAGGACAAUAAAUAUCAUAACCAUGUAUUAUAAUAUAUAUAUAUUGGCAACAAUUCUCAUUUCUGUAAAA